ACACCUCUUAGCUAGGCGCCUCGGGCUAUGAUUUUAACGUCAUGGGCCGAGCGAGUGGAGUAUCUCAAGGGGAGCACGUCUACUCUGUGUCGCUGAAGGGUUCUUGGUCGGGCGACCCGUACUACGUCGCACAAUUCACUGCCAACUACUUGAAAUGCGACGUCGAUAUGAUGCAAGCGACGCCCUGGAACGUUGUCGAAGAUACGCUGCUCAAGCUCUCCCAUGUCCCCGGAGUCUGCAUUCGCCUGCACGACAAGGAAGCCUUCAAGUGGCUUAUGCGCUCUAUCUUGGACCGCAGCGUUUUUGCGCGCAUCAUUGCCGCGGGGCAGACUAUGCCGUUGAUUGGGUACAAACGCCACCAAGGCUUGUCUCCGAACGGAAGCCGACAUUGGAAAGUAGUCAUCGACAAAAACGAUCGGGAGGAUCUCAAGAUGGACGGCAUGCUUUCCGCGCCGACUGAGUACUUCCUUGACAACUACCCCGUGCGUCUGGAAAACCCCCUGCAGCGCUUUGAAUACCUGAGUUGCCGUGAUACUUCGGAGAAAGAGGCAUAUCUGCGGGACGUGCUAAGAGAGAUUGGCGAGGACACCUGAGCAUCAGUCUCUGCCUAUGUUGAACGAGUAUCCAAAGAUUAUAUAAUGAGAGCAAUUUGCGGCUGUAACAAGUCUCAUCCCUGCUCAAAAUAUCUGU
Molecule: messenger RNA, 690 nt
Organism: Phanerochaete carnosa HHB-10118-sp
Lineage: Eukaryota; Fungi; Basidiomycota; Agaricomycetes; Polyporales; Phanerochaetaceae
Exons: 1
Coding region: 42-593 (183 amino acids)
Source: RefSeq, a predicted model, not a curated record